CAAAUAUUUAAAGCAUUAUUCAUUUGAAUUACAGGUAGCUGUCGUGCAGCGAAAACAAACCAAAGACAUGGUUGAUGACGAUCACGUGAUUAGGCGGAGUAUGGAGGAGCUCCGCCAUACGUUUAGGACGGGAAUAACCAAAAAUGUUGAUUGGAGAAAAGCACAACUUGGAGCAAUUCUUAAACUGAUCAAUGAAAACGAAGAUACCCUUUUUGAGUUACUUCAGUCUGAGCUCGGAAAGCAUCCCGUUGAAUCGUAUCGUGAUGAAAUUGGGGUAGUGAAGAAAUCGAUCGAACAUGCAUUGAGUUGUAUUGACCAAUGGGUAUCCCCAAAGAAGGGUCGACUACCUCUACUUUUCUUCCCAGCAAGUAGUAAAGUGAUGUCUGAACCACUUGGCAUAGUUCUCAUUAUUGGUUCAUGGAACUUCCCAAUUUCAUUGACAUUAGACCCGUUGGUAGGAGCAAUAUCUGCUGGUAACACAGUGGUGCUAAAGCCAUCAGAGUUAGCCCCCAAAUGUGCCUCUUUUCUUGCCAAAACGUUGCCAGAUUACUUGGACCCCAGAGCCAUCAAGGUUAUAGAAGGUGGAAGGAAAGUGUCUAGCCAGCUGCUAGAAUAUAAAUGGGACAAAAUUUUCUUUACAGGGAGUACAAAGGUGGGAAAAAUUGUGAUGGCCGCAGCCGCAAAGCACUUAACCCCUGUCACAUUAGAGCUAGGAGGAAAAUGCCCUGCCAUCUUUGAUUCCCUCCCUAACUCGGAUAUGAAGGUGGCUACAAAAAGAAUUGCUGGUGGCAAAUGGGGGCCUUGCUCUGGACAAGCAUGCAUAGGAAUCGACUAUUUGCUUGUGGAACAAAAGUUUGCCUCUACUCUGAUUGAACAAUUGAAGAAGACUAUUAAAAGAUUUUAUGGGGAUGAUGUGAGAAACUUGAAAAAUCUUUCUAGAAUCGUCAACAAAGUCCAUUUUGAUAGACUGCGAAAUCUUCUUGGAGAUCCUGCUGUUGCAAGUAGUAUCAUUUAUGGUGGUUCCUUCGAUGAACAAAACUUGAUUAUUGAACCAACUAUCUUGUUAGAUCCUCCAGUAGACGCAGAGAUCAUGACUGAAGAGAUAUUUGGUCCGUUUCUUCCAAUUUUAACAUUGGAUAACAUUGAAGAAAGCAUUGGAUUCAUCAACUCGAAACCAAAGCCUCUUGCCCUUUAUGCAUUCACCAAAAAUGAAAACUUCAAAAAACGGAUAUUAGCAGAAACAUCAUCUGGGAGUGUGACUUUCAACGAUACCAUGGUUCAGUUUGUGUGUGACAAUCUACCAUUUGGAGGCGUUGGGCAGAGUGGGUUCGGUAGGUACCACGGGAAGUAUUCUUUCGAUACAUUUAGCCAUGAAAAAGCGGUAUUGGAUAGAAGUUACUACUUUGAGCUUGAGCCGAGGCAUCCACCAUGGAAUAAAUUCAAGUUGGAGUUCUUAAGGUUAGCAUACAGCUAUAAGUAUGUGGGUCUGGUCCUACUUCUGUUGGGGUUGAAAAAGCCAUCAAAUUCUUGAGAUAAAAAGAGGGCGAAUGUGAUUGUGAACUUGUUAUACAAAGGCAUCUAGUACGAUUAUAUAUGUAAGUCUGAUUAACGUAACCAUAUUUAUUGAUUUAAAUGCAUGAAGACUGUAUUAUUUUGUGAAA
Erigeron canadensis is the source of this 1661-nucleotide messenger RNA. RefSeq names its product aldehyde dehydrogenase family 3 member F1. The transcript is spliced from 10 exons. The coding region runs from base 68 to 1531 and encodes 487 amino acids. Gene Ontology annotation, molecular function: aldehyde dehydrogenase (NAD+) activity. Gene Ontology annotation, cellular component: cytoplasm. Gene Ontology annotation, biological process: aldehyde metabolic process. NCBI's taxonomy places the organism in Eukaryota, Viridiplantae, Streptophyta, Magnoliopsida, Asterales, Asteraceae. The record is from RefSeq and is a predicted model, not a curated record.